AGGGUUCCUCUUGGAAACCAUUUCCCCUUUAUUUCUCUAACAUACGGGUUAAUUGUCAACACCAAUGGCAAAGAAGAAGCAAAAGAUUAAGGAAUUGAAUCAAUUUGAUGAUGUUCCGAGGUUUACUAAGCUGCCCAGAAAAGCUGAACCUAUGGAUAAACGCUCUUCUUCUUCUUCUUCUUCUUCUUCUUCUUCUUCUUCUUCUUCACCUGCUUCCUCAUCAGCUCCAGGUUCCUUACAAGAAUGCCCCUAUGAUAGAGAUGAAGCUUACAGUGCGACCUUAACUAAUUUUGAUGAUAAAAAGGAUGGAAGGAAAAAAUUGCAGAGCUCGGUUAGUUGCAGCAAAUUCUGUGAUAAAAGACCAGAAUCCAUGUUGAAUUUCUAUGAAUUUUGGACGCUAGAAGCUGAACCAGUUGCUCUGGAUAAAGCUAGUGAUCCAUGCAGUGGCAGAGUCAGCCAGAAAGUUGUGGAACAAAACGGUGAUGUGAAGAAGCUGCAAGUUAGAGGAAGCAAUGGUGUUUGCAUUACUCCGGGAAAUGCUGUAUGGGCCAAAACAGCUUGCAAAGUGUGGUGGCCUGCUGAAAUCAUCGGCGAAGGGUCCAUUUUUGCUGAUUCAAGAAUCCAACAAACUGAGGAACGUGUUCUAGUUAAGUUUUACGGGAAACAGAACAGUUUGUGGGUUAAUUCAGAAAGAGAUCUUUCAAUGCUUGAGGAUUACUUUGAAGAAAGGAGCUGCAAUUCAAUGGAAAAUUUCCAAGAUGCUUUGAAACAAGCAAUAGUACAGAGGAAGAAACAUAUAAAAUCGUGUAGGCAGUUGCCUGGAAGCCUUUAUUCUUUCACUCAAUCUGCUCAGCAAGACCAAAAAUCUGGUAAACGUGCUUCAUCUAUAGCAAGCAAAACUGGUAGUAGUUCAGUGAAACAAGUAGGUAAUAAGAAGGAAGACAAGUCAACGAUUCGACCUAAUGGUACUAGAGCUCCAUUGAAAUCUGGUGAAGGAACUCGCCGAUUAAAGAUAAUGCGGCAUCUCGGUCUCACAGCUCCGGUAGGAUCUCCCUUCUAAUCGAGCACUCAUUUAACACUUUCCCACAAAAAGAAUGUAAAAGUUUCCAAUUUUUAGAUCAUAUCACUACCAUGAGAAGUCCUUUUUUUAGUAUUUAGUUUUGUUAGGUCCAUUAUUUGUUGUUGAUGAAUGUAUUUGAUAAUGCAUAGGAAACUUUUACCAUAUUGAAAAAGAAAAUUUGUGACACUUUAAUUGUU
This is a messenger RNA of Hibiscus syriacus, 1257 nucleotides long. RefSeq names its product suppressor protein SRP40-like. Lineage: Eukaryota; Viridiplantae; Streptophyta; Magnoliopsida; Malvales; Malvaceae. Bases 65 to 1060 code for a protein of 331 amino acids. The transcript is spliced from 9 exons. The record is from RefSeq and is a predicted model, not a curated record.